This is a messenger RNA of Sander lucioperca (pikeperch), 2780 nucleotides long. RefSeq names its product even-skipped-like1 (gene eve1). The coding region runs from base 1 to 732 and encodes 243 amino acids. Gene Ontology annotation, cellular component: nucleus. NCBI's taxonomy places the organism in Eukaryota, Metazoa, Chordata, Actinopteri, Perciformes, Percidae. Gene Ontology annotation, biological process: regulation of transcription by RNA polymerase II. The record is from RefSeq and is a predicted model, not a curated record. The transcript is spliced from 3 exons. Gene Ontology annotation, molecular function: DNA-binding transcription factor activity, RNA polymerase II-specific; RNA polymerase II cis-regulatory region sequence-specific DNA binding.
AUGCUGGCAGAGGGCAGACAGGCGCCUGUGGCGGCCGCCGCCGUUGUGCACGGUCCCGGCGGACAGGAGCAGACGGAGCCGUGCCCGCGCAGCGCUCUGCUCGACCAAAGCCGGCGGCAUCGGACAGCGUUCACGCGCGAGCAGCUGUCCCGGCUGGAGCAGGAGUAUGGCAAGGAGAGUUACGUCUCUAGACCCCGGCGCUGCGAACUGGCCACAGCUCUAAACUUACCGGAGACAACGAUAAAGGUGUGGUUCCAGAACAGGAGGAUGAAGGACAAACGACAGAGACACUCCUUGCCGUGGCCUCACCCUCUUGUAGACCCCCUGGGGGCGCUCCUGAUGGGCCGGGCAUCUCCUUCCUCCACCCUGCCGUACCCCUUCAUCCCGCCGCACCUCCCACACCUCCCCCUCCACCACCACUACCCCCUGGCUCUCUCCUCACCAGCAUCCUCAGCUCACCGCUGCUACAGUGCACCCAUGAGGACCCUGGAUGCACUCCGCCUCUCCCAGUACCACAACAGAGCAGGGGGGCUGCCUCCAACCACAGCAGCCCUCUACCCCUCCACCAGCGUUGUGCACCAUCCCGCCUCAUGUCCCUGCCCCCUCUGCCUGCACUGGGGACCAGAACAACUGCUAAAAGCCAGGGGGCAGGCACUGGGACUGAGCCAGCCACGUAGUCCCAAGGGCAACAUACCGCCUGCAGGUCUGGAGCGGAGAGAAGAGAUGGUGUAAACAAACGAGGCAGAAAAUACAUCAAACUAAAUCUAGUUUUUCACACUCUCCAAGGCUGUCAAACUGCUGUCACAUGGCUGCUGCAAGCAAAUAACUGUAUACUCACUGUGAGUUCAAUGGCUUGCCGCAACGACAAUACACUAAAGAGUUUCACGAACUAGAAACACAAUUCAUAGGUCUUAUCUUAAACAUGCCAGUCACACUGCUGAUUAACUGUAGCCAACUGUUUAUUAGGUGAUACAAAAUUGCUGUGCAGUUAUUUCAGCAAAUUCAGUUGGUCAGCCUAAAAACAAGCCUUUUCAGAAGCAUGCCCAGCAUGCCAAAUUCAAUUGAUUUUAUGUACACUGGCAGCCCAAGGAUGCAUUCAGAUUCAACACCGAGUAAAUGUUUGUCUUGCUUUAUUUUCAUGACUUUGACCACUAGACUGUAGCUACAGUCUGUGUUUAUUUGCCCCAAACAACAAAUCCAUCAACUGAGCAAAUGUUAGCAGCUCAGACUUUUUUGUGCAUUCAUACAGAGGGGUCAUACAGCCUGGGUUUCAAGAGCAAAGUUUUCACUCCAGUUGAAAUGUUUUCAACUCCCAUGGAUGCCACUUUAAUUCAGUUUGUGUCACCUUUUCCACUGAAAAGCUUUGCAUUCAGUCUGACCACUCCUUAACACUAAAAAUUUUGUUUUUGCUGACCUCCAAUGGUUUAACUUCUCACCAUGCUGCAAACUAUUUACUCGUGUUAGGUUACAAUUUUAGCCUAUAGUAUACUUACUGCAAACAUCAAUAUAAUAGCGUUGUACAAAAGCAUUAAGUGUAAACUAUGGUUAAAGGUUUUACCAUGAUUUAAAAAUACUCUUUUUCUGUAGAAUUUUUUGUUUGAGCUUCUGUUUUUUUGGCAUAUGCUCUCACAUAGUAUCUUACCACUUGGAGAAGAUAGCUUUGUUUCAGUAAAUUUGAUAGUCUUCAGAACAUGCAAACAUUCCUGCAGUUAUUUAUCCAAGAAAAGGGAGUAGAUGUUAGCGAGAAAUGCCGGUAAAUCCCAGGAUCUUUCAACCGUCUGCAAAUUGUUACCAUUUAGUGGUGUGGUAGUGUUGCCUUGAAGGAAAACUGUCUUCCAUUCAUCUUCUGACUCACUGCCUUUGAUUCCAUUUCCAUACUGACACCUGGUGGUCAGCUCUUUAGAAUGAUGGGCUGUUAGAGCAUUUCUGCACUUUAGCGUAAACCAAACACCUUCUAAAUCCUCAGAUUUGUCACUUUUCUCUACAGGCAUUGUUGUUUUCUGACAUUCUUUGACCAACCAGUAAUGUUUUCCACUGCCAUGGAGUGCAAAGACACAGAUUGUGCAUAACCACAAUACGUGUGCACAUAGCAGUCUGUGGCAGUGUGUCUGUUUGACUGGAUUCAGAUUAGGUGAAGAGGAAAGAAGAUGAAGAAAAAAGAAACACAACGGGACAUUUUGAAGUCAGUGUCUGUAAAAGCACAAUUGCACCGAGUGAAGACCUUAAUGUACAUAAUAUGGUGUUGGAGUUGGUUUUCAUUGUUUUCUCUGCUGUAACACUAAUGACUACUGCUUUUAUUUAUUUGUACAACUGACAUAUUUGGCAACUUCAUAGCAAGUAGAGACAACAAAUUCAAUUCCUAGGAAACUAGAGGCUGAGUAGUUGUGAACAUCAGAGUUUCAGGCAUUGUAUGAUCAUGAUAGAAUGCAUUUAUUGACAGAACUGAGCGCACAGAGUGUAUUUAACCCUUGUGUUGUCUUCUCGUCGACCAUUAACUUGUCCUUCUGGAUCAAAACUGAAAACUUUUUUUGGCCCUUUUUCUAACGUUUUGGUUGUUUUUGUCACUUUUUUUUUUAAUUCAUGGUCAAUAAACCCAAUCUAAAUCACAUUAUACCUAAUUUUUUAGUUUAAACAAAGCAGAUAUUAUGAAUUAUUUUGAAUAAUAGUUAAGAUAGGAUAGGAUGCUGAGUGAAUCACAGAUGGGUUUAUGUCAAAGUUUAGUCAGGAUACUGUUUUAAAACCAUUUAAAAAAGAAAUUAAAUGCUAUUAAAUAUAACUAA